Molecule: messenger RNA, 1373 nt
Organism: Rhodamnia argentea
Lineage: Eukaryota; Viridiplantae; Streptophyta; Magnoliopsida; Myrtales; Myrtaceae
Product: protein IN CHLOROPLAST ATPASE BIOGENESIS, chloroplastic
Exons: 11
Coding region: 117-1337 (406 amino acids)
Biological process (GO): translation
Cellular component (GO): ribosome; chloroplast
Molecular function (GO): rRNA binding; structural constituent of ribosome
Source: RefSeq, a predicted model, not a curated record
GGUAAAGAAAAAGUGAGAGUACGUGGAUAACGUCCCACAAAUCCUAUCCUACUCGCUCGCCUCGCUCACCCUCGUACCUGCAAGUUUCGUCCUGCGUCAACAAGAAGAAGAGCGAAAUGUCCAUCUUCGCCGUAUACGGGACUCGUGUCCCCGUCGCGCCCUCGCCUCUCGCCGGCUCCGCCUCUUCCAAGGAGGCCCCCAGAAUCGCCGGCGGUGAGAGCAUCAGCGGGGGAGGGAUGGGUUCGACUGUAGAGUGCUCGUCGAGGCGGAACAAGAAGGCCACCGCGCGCCACAUUGAGACGAGGCCCCGAAAGUCUCAGGCUUGGGACAUUCGGCGCAAGCCCACCGUCUACGCGUUUCUUCCUCCCCUCCCUCCUGACUGGACGCGCGCCUCUAGUGGUGGCGGCGAUGACGCUUCCGGUCAUUUAUCAUUCAUCAAGGAUGUAGCUGCCACUGAACCUCCUAAGCGUCUUCAUCACCUGCUAAAAGUGCUUCAUGCAAGAGGUGAAACGAUAGUAUCUCCAGGAUCUAGGCAGGGGUUGAUUCCCCUAGUUAUUCCUCUGGCGCAAAAUCUUUCAGGUGGUGUUAUUGGAUUGCUGAGGUGGCCAACAGCCCCACCUGGGAUGGAGAUGCCGAUUGUUGAAGUCCGCAAGCAUGGCGUAUGGCUAUUAGCUAAGAACGUUGAUCAAUAUAUUCAUAGGAUUCUUGUUGAAGAAGAUGCCAAUUCACAGAAUGGUAGUGAUGAACUCUACCGUGCUUCAUCUGAGGCUGGUAAGGAACUUUACAACAAGGGUGAUUUUGCAAAAUCUCAGAUUAAGAAUCUUGAGGUGUAUCUCUUGAAAGAGGUUGGUAUGUUUCCAGAUGUCUUAGAGCGCAAGGUGACUCGCCACUUUGACGAGGGGGAUGAAGUUUCAGCCAUGGUGACUGGAGAGUUCUAUACAAAGAAAGAUCUCUUUCCAGGAUUUGGACGUCCUUUUGCCUUUUAUGCGGAGAUUUUACUACGAGUUGGACGGGCCUCGGAAGCUAAAGAUGCUGCCAGGGUGGCUCUAAAGUCGCCAUGGUGGACAUUAGGCUGCACAUAUGAGGAAGUUGCUCAAAUAGCACAAUGGGAGGAUGAACAAAUAGAGUACAUCAAAGAAAAAGUGUCAGAAGAGGGAAAAGAAGAGGAUAUCAAGAAGGGCAAGGCACCUGCACAGGUCUCUUUGGACGAGGCUGCUUUCUUGCUAGAUUUGGCUUCUAUUGAGGGGACCUGGUCAGAUUAUCUUGAGCGAAUCGCUGAAUGUUACAAGGAAGCGGGAUUCGAUGAUAUAGCCAAGUUUGUUCUGUACCGGGAUUGAGAACACAUCGAUAUGUUGCUUUUAUAAAGAGAAAUC